AUGAUCAUUCUCGCAAGAAGUGCCCAGACAAACUACUCGCUGGGAACCCCGCAACCAACCCAGCUCUAUGCUCUUGUUGGCCUGAACCUACUGAAUGCCUUGGCUAGAAACGCCCGGGUAUUGGGGUUCAUCCCUCAAUCUCUCUGCGAAGAUCAUUUCAUUUCACCCUUCAACUUGGAGGGACCCAAGCUUCCUUGCGGGCCGCGGCAAGCAUCACUGUGGCCUCCAUUCCUUCGACCCACGGAAGCCCAGUAUCAAAUCACUCACCACCCGUUUCUGGACUUGUUCCCAAUUCCCUCGCUAAGGGAAAGUGCGAUACGGGCUGAAGAUCUUGGCUUCUUCGACGAGGACGAGUUCUGUGCUGAUGUCUUUGGCGUUGGCCACAAGUCUAAUGAUGGAGAUGAGCGACCUCGACUCUUGGUCUGGGGCGAGUCUUGGGACCCUCGGGGAUGGGAGGCAAAUGAAGCCUUCUUCAGAAAAUGGGCAUGGCUCAUCCGCGGAUGCCCUGAGAUACUAGAAGGAACAAAUUACUGGCGACAGAGGAGAGGAGAAAAGAAGUUGAAUUUCGGACGGCUUGGGAGCUGA
Molecule: messenger RNA, 585 nt
Organism: Colletotrichum siamense
Lineage: Eukaryota; Fungi; Ascomycota; Sordariomycetes; Glomerellales; Glomerellaceae
Exons: 1
Coding region: 1-585 (194 amino acids)
Source: RefSeq, a predicted model, not a curated record